Messenger RNA from Epinephelus lanceolatus (giant grouper), 1845 nucleotides. The record is from RefSeq and is a predicted model, not a curated record. NCBI's taxonomy places the organism in Eukaryota, Metazoa, Chordata, Actinopteri, Perciformes, Serranidae.
CGUUCCUUGCCGUAGUUACAUGUUCAGACCCGGAAGUGGCGAAAACACGUGACGCUGCUGUGUGAGGCUCGGUGAGCUGCUGUGGCACGGCUCGGAUCACUUUGGACCGGUUCGGCUCUGGUUCAGUGUCUUUUUCGGUGUGUGACGUCAUGUCGUCGGUGGUCUGUGAACCUGGACAGUUUGAUGACGCAGAGGAGGACAGUCUCUGCAGUGUCCAAUCAGAGCUGUCGGUUGUGACCAGUCAGCUGAGUGAUGUCACUCUGCAGCCUUCAUCAGACCAUCAGCAGGAAGAGGAGGAGGAUGAUGAAGAUGAAGAAGAUGAUGAUGAUGAUGAGGAGGACUGGGCGUGGCGUUCAUCAGGAGGAGAUCUGACCAAAAGAUACAACAGGACAUCUCAGAGCUGUCAGUCCAACAGACAGAAUCCGUCCAAUAAGACGCUGCCGUCGACACCGUCUGACAAAGCUCUGAGGAAGUACGAACACAAGAUCAACCUGGAUAAACUGAAGUACGCCGACUCUGUGAUCAAUAAAGUGACGAGCAUGCAGAGACAGAAAGACGCCGACACGUACAGGGUGAAGGACAAAUCAGAUCGAGCCACGGUGGAACAGGUUUUAGAUCCUCGAACACGAAUGAUUCUGUUCAAGAUGUUGAGUCGAGGAAUCAUCAGUGAGAUCAACGGCUGCAUCAGCACCGGGAAGGAGAUGGCAGGAAUCCCAAGUCCAGAACCUCUCCUGCUCAGAAGUCAUGUUCUGCUGAUGAGCUUCAUCGGGAAAGAUAACAUGCCGGCUCCUCUGUUGAAGAAUGUCUCCUUGUCGGAGUCGAAGGCUCGGGAGCUCUACCUGCAGGUUCUACAGAACAUGAGGAAGAUGUUCCAGGAAGCUCGACUCGUCCACGCCGACCUCAGCGAGUUCAACAUGUUGUAUCACGAUGGAGACGCUUACAUCAUCGACGUGUCACAGUCAGUGGAACACGACCAUCCGCAUGCUCUGGAGUUCCUCAGGAAGGACUGCAGCAACGUGAACGAGUACUUUGUGAAGCGCGGUGUGGCGGUGAUGACGGUCAGAGAGUUGUUUAACUUCAUCACCGACCCAUCGAUCACCUGCCACAACAUGGACCAGUACCUGGAGAAGGCCAUGGUGAUCGCAGCCGAUCGGACGUCGGAGCAGCGAUCAGAUCAGGACAGAGUGGACGAGGAGGUGUUUAAGAAGGCGUACAUCCCCCGCACGCUGACCGAGGUGAGUCACUACGAGCGAGACGUGGACCUGAUGAGGACCAAGGAGGAGGAGUCUGCCAUCUGCGGACACGACGACAACGUUCUGUAUCAGACGCUGACCGGACUGAAGAAAGACUUAUCUGGAGUUCAGACGGUUCCGGCUCUGCUGGAGGAUGACCAGCCUUCAUCACAAUCAUCAUCCUCAGAGGAGGAGGAGGAAGAGGAUGAGCGGGGGGAGGAGGAGGAGCAGGAGAAGCAGGGGGAUGAAGCCCAGAUGGACAAAAAGGAGAAGAAGAAGAAGGUAAAGGAGACUCAGAGGGAGAAGAGGAAACACAAAGUACCCAAACACGUGAAGAAGAGGAGGGACAAGGUGUCCAAAAUGAAGAAAGGAAAGUGACGACUUCCUGUUUGUCAACAGCCACGACUCAGUCCUGAACUACAGCCGAACUACAGCCGAACACCUAUAGUACCACAGAGACCCUCAGGCAUGAACUUCCUGUUAAAGUUGUGAAGUUGUAAAAACAGUUUUCAGGCCUGGACGAGAUUGUUUUGAUUCUCAGAAUUUUUAUUAAGUUUUGACUUUACAUUGUUUUUGUUUAAAAUCUGUUGAUAAAAACAUUCUGACAUCAUGA